CCAUGUUCAUAGUUAACUCGGAGAGGGACAGGUAUUCAUUCAUUUACAAGAUGAGUGGAGUGGCAGCCACCUGUUUGGUUGGACCGCCUUUUAACUCCCUUUCUUGAGGAAAGACCCGUUAAAAAGGGGCUACGUUCUUGCACACCGUUGUUAUUAUUAAUCUCAGUUGCUCUCCCUAUAAUCGACAGGGAUAGAAAUUUAACAGAUUCUCUUUGGGUGUUCUGUUCUCUACAAGUUUCACAAUGAUUCACUUCGUUCUUCUUGUCAGUCGCCAGGGAAAGGUGAGGUUGGCCAAAUGGUAUUCCCCUUAUACUCUGAAUGAAAGAUCUAAGGUAAUCCGAGAGCUGAGUGGCAUCAUUCUAAAUCGGGGUCCCAAGCUUUGCAACUUCGUGGAGUGGAGAGGAUUUAGGGCUGUGUAUAGAAGGUAUGCUGGCCUCUAUUUCUGCAUGUGUGUUGAUGAGAAAGACAACGAACUGGAGGUUCUUGAUAUCAUUCAUCAUUAUGUGGAGAUACUGGAUCGUUAUUUUGGCAGUGUUUGUGAAUUGGACUUGAUCUUCAAUUUCCACAAGGCGUAUUAUAUUCUGGACGAAAUCUUGAUAGCCGGUGAGCUUCAAGAGUCGAGCAAAAGAUCAGUGAUACGGCUGGUGUGCACACAUGAUUCGUUGGUGGAGACGGCCAAGGAGCAGGCCAGCUCUUUAAGCAGUGUGAUUGCACAAGUUACCAAAUAACAGGACCAAAUCUUUAUCAGCAGUACUG
Messenger RNA from Populus euphratica (Euphrates poplar), 756 nucleotides. Its product is annotated as AP-1 complex subunit sigma-1-like. The transcript has 7 exons. Gene Ontology annotation, cellular component: AP-1 adaptor complex. Gene Ontology annotation, molecular function: clathrin-cargo adaptor activity. Lineage: Eukaryota; Viridiplantae; Streptophyta; Magnoliopsida; Malpighiales; Salicaceae. The record is from RefSeq and is a predicted model, not a curated record. The coding region runs from base 243 to 728 and encodes 161 amino acids. Gene Ontology annotation, biological process: vesicle-mediated transport; protein transport.